Messenger RNA from [Torrubiella] hemipterigena, 1473 nucleotides. The record is from the annotation of a GenBank genome assembly. Lineage: Eukaryota; Fungi; Ascomycota; Sordariomycetes; Hypocreales; Clavicipitaceae.
AUGGAGCCGCUGCAGACCUAUGUUCAGCGUCUUCGCUCAGGCGAACCAGUCCAGUUCCCUGCCGACGCCAACUCGCUGGCCUUUGCCCAGUCGCUUGACGCCCAAGACUCGCUCAGCCACCUGCGCAGCGAGUUCAUCCUCCCGACAAAGUCCUCUCUUAAGAAAAAGGCUCUCAACGGCUCGAUACCCGGUGAACAGGAGCAAAGCGCUGAGGCCGCCGCAGCAGACGAGGGCAUCUAUUUUGUAGGCAACUCGCUCGGUGCGCAGCCCAAGGCUGUCCGUCGACACAUCAACGCGCAGCUGGAGACAUGGGCGUCCAUCGGCGUCAACGGCCAUUUCCAGACCAUGCAAGAGUCCCCGCUGGCCAUGUGGCAGGAUAUGGCACAGGAUUGUGCCGACAAGUCGCAGGAUCUGGUGGGCGCAUCUGCGCAUGAAAUCGUCAUCAUGAACACCCUUACGGCCAACCUACACUUCCUCAUGGCGGCCUUCUACAAGCCCAAUGCCCAGCGCCACAAGGUCAUUCUUGAGUGGCGCCCAUUUCCUAGCGACCACUAUGCUAUCGAAUCACAGGUCCUCUGGCAUGGCCUCGAUCCCGAAAAGAGCAUGGUGCACAUUGAUCCCGACGAGAAGUCCCAGAUAUCGACCGAGAAGAUCCUCGCCACCAUCGAUGAGCAUGCAGACGAUACCGCCUUGUUGCUGUUGCCUGGUAUUCAGUACUACUCCGGUCAGCUAUUCGACAUGAAGACCAUUACCGCCUAUGCCAAGGCCCGCGGCAUCGUCGUUGGUUGGGAUCUCGCCCACGCUGCGGGCAACGUCGAACUCCAGCUGCACGACUGGGACGUAGACUUUGCUGCCUGGUGCACGUACAAGUAUAUCAACGCCGGCCCUGGAGCCAUUGCUGGUGCCUUUAUUCACGAACGCCACGGCAAGGUCGAGUGGGAGAUGUCAGCAUCCGGUGCCCGUAAACCAGUCUUCCACCCGCGCCUGUCGGGCUGGUAUGGCGGCGACAAGAGUGUCCGCUUCAACAUGGAUAAUGAGUACGUUCCCACACCCGGAGCUAGCGGCUACCAGGUCUCCAACCCUUCGGCCAUGGAGCUGGCCUGUCUGUCGGGUGCGCUGUCCGUGUUCAACAAGACGUGCAUGAAGGAUCUGCGCUCCAAGGCCCUCGUGCUUACUGCAUACGCAGAGCAUCUGUUAGACCUUAUGGUUGCGGAAUCCAAGGACGAGGUUCCGCCAUUUACCGUCCUUACACCGCGUGAUCCGCUACAGCGUGGCACCCAGCUGAGCGUCUUGCUGCGUGAAGGCCUGCUCGAGCCUACGAUUGUUGCCCUCGAGGAAAAUGGCGUCAUGUGCGACAAGCGCAAGCCCAAUGUUAUCCGCGUGGCCCCUGUGCCGUUGUACUCGCGCUUUGAGGACGUGUACAAGUUUAUGCAGGUGUUGCGUAAGCCUGUUGGCUUGGCGGCUUCCCAAUAG